This is a messenger RNA of Mucor mucedo, 1041 nucleotides long. RefSeq lists its product as uncharacterized. Bases 1 to 1041 code for a protein of 346 amino acids. NCBI's taxonomy places the organism in Eukaryota, Fungi, Mucoromycota, Mucoromycetes, Mucorales, Mucoraceae. The record is from RefSeq and is a predicted model, not a curated record. The transcript is spliced from 3 exons.
AUGAACAAGCCUAAAAAUCUACGAGUAACAGGUGCAUACUAUAACUGCAACGUCAUUGGACAUCUAGAUCGUGAUUACUCAUCUCCAUGUCAAGACUAUAAUAGCACGAAGCAUAAGCGCUACUUCGGUCCAGUCAAACUCGCAAAAACAAAUUGUGGUAGACGUACGCCAUACGAUGCGCGCGCAAUCACCAAUGGAGAAUCUGCUGCUCUGUUAAUGGGAAUUACAGAUGAUCUUUGUGAGGAAAUAGUUGGAAAAGUGUUGAUGGUCAAGCGUACUAGCGACAAUGCUGAAAUCUCAAGAAAUAAUAUUGUCAAAAAGAAAUUGCGUAGCCAAGUCGCCAAGGGAGUUGGAGAGCCGCCCUUACCUAUGGAAACUAAACAGAAGGACACUGAAAAUAUUUUCCGCAAGGUCACUGAAGCCACUACUUCCACGACUGAAGAAAAGGAUGAUGAAAAGAACAGCUGCAUCAAAGAGGUCCGGUUGAAUUUCGACGACUUCCAUUGCGACCCAACUCGUGGUACUCGCACGACAGACGAUGAAGAGAUAAUUGACAAUGAAGCUAACCAUGAUUGUGCUUAUUCCAGGGUUGAGAUAUUUAAUCCCAAUGAUGAUGCGUCCCCCCCUGAAACCAAAACGCCCACAGCAAGUUUGGUUAAACAAUUAAGACAGAACAAGGUGUUCCAGUUAUCUUUCGAUGACAUUCCAAAGUUGGACCUUGAUUCUAUUGUAACUCGAGGAAACCACGCUCCAAAGAUCAAAAGAAAAAUUGGGAAUAAGGAGUAUAACUUGAUCUGUGACACUGGAUUUGCGUUUGGUAAAAACAGGGACAUGAUGGUAGGAGAUGGCAGAAAGAUGUUGGCCAAGGGUAUUAUUAACGACUUGAGCGUUGACGUCUUUCCUGGGCGUCAUAUCAAAACUAGUGCAUUAUGUUUGGAUUUGCCUCCAAAAUCCUAUAGGUUCUUACUGGGACACAUUGUUAUGGCGGAACUGGGUAUUGGUGUUGAUUUAGCCACAUCGCAUUGGUAUUUGCGAGAUUAA